Molecule: messenger RNA, 876 nt
Organism: Staurois parvus
Lineage: Eukaryota; Metazoa; Chordata; Amphibia; Anura; Ranidae
Source: the annotation of a GenBank genome assembly
AUAAUCUGGUCUUUUGGAAAAAAAGAACUGCUGAGAGUUGACAAUAAGGAGAAAAUGGUCAGUGACGGGGUGUCUUUCGACGAGCAGGCGGCCAGAAAAGGAAAUGCCUCGCUGACCAUUCACAGUGUCACCAUCACCGACCACGGAACCUAUAAGUGUUUAGUCAUCUACAGUCCGGAAAGAUUGUCCAGGGACAUUCAACUCAAUGUUCGGGCUACACCAACGAUCAAGAUACACAAAAAGGGUUUUCUUAAGAAUGAGAAAACCACGGUUGAUUGUUCCAUUACAGGUUUCUUCCCUCAAGAGACUCUAGUAGUCACCUGGCUACGGAAUAAUAUUGAGGUCCAAGAUGGACCAAAAAUGGGGACAUUUCAGACGAAUGCUGAUGGGACUUUCAGAGUCAACAACUCUAUAGUCCUCACUCCUGUCCAGAUCCAGGAUCGUCCAACUAUUACCUGUCGGGUGGAGCAUGUGUCCCUACAAAAGUCCAUCCAAGAUGAAUUGCUAGUGAUAUAUAACGUGGUCCCAAAAGUGCAGCUCACAUCUUCAAGGACAGCGGAUGGCAACGAGUAUUUCUACAUAUGUGAGGCGCGAGGAUUCUCUCCGGAACCGCUGUCUAUAAAUUGGAUGGUGGAUGGGAAAAUGGCAAAUCUGUCCAGAGGAAGCGAGGAAGGUCUUUUUAACAAGGAAAUUUAUUAUCGGAUUAAUCUCAAGGAAGGCAACGUACCAGAACGGAUCUCCUGUAAUAUUCAACAUGUGGCCUUGGAGAGUCCAUUCACUGAGACCCUGGAGGUCCCAGGAUACAAUUAUUGUGAACGACACUGCCAUUCCGGGCUCAUUGCUAUAUUUUUUAUCUUACUACUCAUAUCACUUGCA